UUACAACACUACAAAUCUAUUACAUUUAUUGAGUUAAUGGAAUGGAUUUCAACCAUCUGAGUCGAAAUUGUACGUGAUAUGUCGCAAAGUGGCCCUCAAGUGAAGAAGAAGGACUUACAGAAAAUCUCUUCUGUAAUUCAGGAAUUCCAAGCUAAGAUUUUACAAGAUGUGGAUGCUGCCAAACUCCGAGAUGCUCUCAACCUCACUCUGCUGCAAAUGCAAACGUUUUGGAAGAUCCUGAAAAAGAAGCAAGACAGAGGAAAGCCAGACAAGUUCACGUGGCAGUGGUACGACCUGCGUAACCCGGAGUACAACAGACCACAGUAUUUAGCUAACAGUUUGUACGGGGCUGGAGUACAGAAAGAAAAGCUCACAGAACUCUUUGAGCUGCUGUCUGUGGGGGAUGGGGAGCGGUGCCAGAAGUAUAUCGAGAGUAAGAACUACAACGGUGAGGUAGAUUCCCUGGGCAGAGGACCACUACAUUACUGUGCUGGAGUAGCAGACUUGGAGCACUAUGUCAAGUUCUUUGCUAACAACGGUUGUGAUGUCAACCACCAAGCUCAUGACGGAAGUACAGCUCUCCACAGAGCUGUUAUUAACGAGAAUCCUAUUGUAACUGAUGAUUUGCUUAAUUUGAAGGCUGAUGCUAGUUUGCGUGAUAUUGAGGGACGUACCCCUGCCCACUGGGCAGUUCAUGCUCAAGACAGCGCUUGUUUGCAGCUUUUUGUAAAAUACAACGUGGAGACAAACAUUGCUGACAAUGAGUGUGACACUCCCAUAAUGUGGGCCGCUAAAUUGGGCAAUGCAACUGCUCUCAAAAUCCUUCUGUCUUCUCCCAUAGGACCUAAAUUAGCACUUACAACAGAUAGUAAAGGUCAAAGCUUGCUACAGAUUGGUGUUAAACACAUAGAUGUCGUGAAACUACUGCUCAAUUCAGAAACAGUGAAUCAGAACGACAAAUUUGAGCGGAAUAUUCUUCACCACGCGGCUCUGCAGGGUACACUAGAAGUUUGUAAAAUUAUUGAUGAGCAAUUCGAUCUGAAGUCCUUGAUUACACCAGAUUGUGAAGGCAAGACUCCAGUUCACCAUGCUGUGAACAACGCACACAGUGGAGUAACAAACUAUCUGCUGGAGCACGGUGGCAGCACUACGUCACCAGAUAACCAAGGUUUGACACCCCACAGUAUCGCUCAGAUCAAACAGCUUCAUUACUGUUCUAUAGUCAUCUCAGCUUAUCAUCAGAACGGUGAAUUAGAACAGAAACACUUUUCAAACCCAAGACCACAGACUCCCAAAAUGGGAGGCAAUGUGAAGUCUUCCUCAGUCGCAGCAAUCACAAACAAGAGACAGAGCAAUGUUUCCUUCAAACCAAGUGCUUCUCUCAACCAUCACCCGGCUGAUCGUAGGGUUAUCAUUCACAACAACAGUUCCUCACUGAGUAAGAGCAGUCCAGCUGCCAGACUGAGGAUCCAACCACCAGCUAACCUCUCCACUAUAACUCCUGGCUUGCUACGACACAAAGACAAAGAGCUGGAGCAGGUGUCACAGAAACCAUCACGUUUACGAGAACUGACGGACAUAAGGGACAAAAUAACUGGCCGUGCUGAACAGCCAGCUGUGUUUCCUCAACGUCCAGCUUCGUCACGAGGCAAGAGGAACAAACGGCCCUCCUCGCCUGUUCCUGUGGAGCCUCCCCAACAGGAGGGCCCUCCAAUACCAUGGAAACUAAACAUCAUCCCACCCCGCCCACCACCUCCCAGGGAGGAGGAGAAGAGCUUGACUAAUGGACAUUCCCACCACGAGAGAGAUGGUGUAGAGGAGAAGGAGAUGCCACCAGAGAGACCUGGAACAGCCAGGGGUAGCAACAUAGACCAACUCCCUUCUAACGAUAGCUUGAGUCGGGAGGAUUCGGGGGUCAUGCAGCUUUCAUCAACCAACCUUGCUGGAUAUGACGACCAACUAGACAUGAAGAUAUCGCCAAGAUACAGUAAAAUUGAAAACAUUCCUCUGAAGAAAGGAGAUCAAGUUGUGAUAGAACAAACCCUGGAGUUGAUCCACUCUGUGCCUGAUGGUAAUUCUCUUAGAGGUAACCCCCUUCUUGGACCCAUGCCAAGUUUACCGGGACGACAAUUACCUCCGGAUCCAAAUCCUUGGUACAAGAAAAAGCUUAACCCUGUGGCUCCAAACAGAAUGGACAUUUUGCAGCCUGAAAAUCCGAAUAAAAUUCAGGAUGACAAAUGAACUGUACAGUGUAAUAUGAACUGUUUUUCUUUCAGAUUCGUUUUGUAUGUCUCAUGAGGUCAUUGACCCAUUGGCAAUUUUAUUUAGAUAGGCAGUCAGAGCUAUUUGCUAUUUAAAUACUUCUUAAUGAUUUUUUAACGAACUUUUAUGCAAAUGCCAAUUCAAUAGAGCAGUAAAAAUUAGAUAGAUAAAAAUUUAAAACGACCCUUUCAAAAAUGUUCACUCACCAAAAAAUGACAAAUGUGAAAGUCGUUGCUUAAAUUAUUGUAGCUUUUAAAAUCUGUCGACAUUAGUGAUGUCUCGAAACCAAUGAAGCUUCGUUAUUUACUUAUUUAAACGUUAUAUUCUAUUCACAAGAAUGUAUUGUACAACAUAACAAGUAUGAUACUACGCAUUAAAUAUAUUGAAUUGUAUAAUAAUAUUAUAUAGCAUUGGGUUGCGCUCUAAUUUAUUUAUAAAAACACGUACAAAUUGUGAAUAGUUUGGUUUUAUAUGCUGAACGCUGGUUGCUGGCUUUACGCUUAAUUACUGUGUAUACGCUUUACCUGUAUGUAAUAUGUAAACGGUUGGUAUGCUUGUCGCAAAAAGAUUUGCAAGUACAAUAAAUUUAUGAGAUAUGUUAUGAAUGAAUAAUUAUUAUGCUAAUACCGUAGUCGGAGCAUGUGUUUUUAUUGAUCGGCCGAUAAAGUAGUAUUGAAAAAGUUUAACUCAGCUAGAUUCUGGCCUUUGUUCAAGAAUUUGAAUAGUUCCUCCAUUCUCCUAUUGAAAUGACUGCUCAAUUGCACUGAAAAGCUCAUAUUAUUAUGAUGCCGAAGUUUAAUUCUAGCGUCUAUAAAAAUAAUUUGUUAUGCUUGCAGCAGACAACAUUUUCUCAUGUUUACCAUCAAACUAGGGUAGGUUAUUAACAUUUUGUUACUACAUUUAAAAUAGCUGCUCCAACAAAAAGACACUUGUUUUGUAUCACUUGUCUUAGUGAGACUCAGAGAUUUUAUUUUGAUAAAAUGUACAUAACUUCCAUGAUUGUCAUACUCAGAUUUUCAGAUUUUAUCUUUCAGAAAUAGUUUAUUUAUGUAAUAUAUGACUCAUGUAAAUAAUGUACAUUUGAAUUC
Molecule: messenger RNA, 3350 nt
Organism: Bolinopsis microptera
Lineage: Eukaryota; Metazoa; Ctenophora; Tentaculata; Lobata; Bolinopsidae
Product: espin-like
Exons: 2
Coding region: 79-2241 (720 amino acids)
Biological process (GO): protein localization to ciliary inversin compartment
Cellular component (GO): ciliary inversin compartment
Molecular function (GO): protein binding
Source: RefSeq, a predicted model, not a curated record